CACUCGAUCAGUAUAUUCGCCUGUUCCAUAUAAAGUGGUUCACAAGUAAUUGGUUCUUGUAAGGCAUUGGCAAUAACCACACUGUUUGAUUUAACUGUUUUAACAAUCUAAAUAGUCAUCAAUAUUUGAUCGAAUUUCGAUUUGGUUUAAUUCAAGUCUGAAUAAUUGCCUAAGUUGAAAUGAAGAAAUCAAUGAAAUUAGAAAAAUAGCGUGUGUGUGACAUUAAACAACAAAAUAUACAACAUAGAACAUAACAAACGUUUAUUAAACGAAAAAGAUGUUUGGUGCGAGCGUUCUCCUACGUUGGGUUUCUCGUGACUUGAAAAUUAAAAAAGAAUACGAAAAACGACGUCGAGAUGAAAAAAUAAAGCAAUAUGAGGUGGAAAAUCAAACCGUUUAUGAUGAAAUAGAUGGAAAAAUCGAGUCAAUUGAUUCAAAAACUCCAUUUAUUUAUCGAUUUAUUGAAUAUUGGGCAUUUUUGGAAUGUCUAGGUUGGAUCGUUAUUUUGUUCGCAAAAAGGGAAGUAGAUUUCCCGGAAAAUUUCUUGUAUGGAAUUUGUGACGAAGAUUGUGAGGGUGCCAUUUCUAAGGCCAUUAUUAUCAAGCUUGUUGUGACAGUUUUGUUAGUUAUUGGUUGCAAAAUUAAAUUCACCAUAUUUAUGCUCCCAUGGUUCUUGGUCAAUGUGUCUGGUAUAUUUGCUGCCUGGGAAGUGGCAGUUUCAGCGUUUUGGGAAUAUCGAGACUUGAAUACAAGAUUGCUCACAGUGGAAAAAUUAUGGAAAUCUCAACAAUAACCCUGAUUGCUGCCACAGACAUAAAGUUGCCGUAUUUAGAAUGAAAAACUCAUCAUCAUUUUGGACAUUUUCCUGUUCUUAAAAGACUAUGUUUUACCUAUUUUCAAAAUUCAAGCAUUUGUUUAAUAGUUUUUUUUACCCACACAUUUACAGUCCAAAUUUUUUUACCUAUUUUUGAUUCAAACUAAACUAUGACUACUGUAAAUUUUACAUACAAAAAGAUGCGUAACUACAUAGAGAGAAAUUAGGUUGGUACGAUUGCAGAUGACGUUUGGAAUACGUCAAAAAGCAACUUUUCUUCUAUGGUGGUUGCGAUUUGUCCAAAUUUUUUGUAAUUUUUAAUGGUUGCAAACUUCAUAACCGCCAUAUUCCAAAAGUCAUCUGCAAUCGUACCAACCGAAUUUCUCUCU
This is a messenger RNA of Sitodiplosis mosellana (orange wheat blossom midge), 1203 nucleotides long. RefSeq lists its product as uncharacterized. The coding region runs from base 278 to 793 and encodes 171 amino acids. Lineage: Eukaryota; Metazoa; Arthropoda; Insecta; Diptera; Cecidomyiidae. The transcript has 3 exons. The record is from RefSeq and is a predicted model, not a curated record.